UUGUUGUGAUAAACUUAUUAAAUAGUUGCCGCGCAGAUGAUAGCAAGUAAUAGUCUAUGUUGUAAAUUGAAGCAUGCAGCCAGUUGUGAACUAUCGUGGCUGCAUGUCCCUCAUUGCACAAAUUGUGAAGACCAUGACAGAUGAGUCAUGCCUUACGAUCAAACUGACCAAAAAGAGGGAAAAUUUCAUCUUGGAGACAACACAUCACUCUGCAUCGCCCUCUUCAACGAACUUAAGUGCAAAAGAAAACCAAUUGUCGUCUGAAAAGAAACACAAAGAAACUUUUGCUAUUUCAGAAAAAGAUACUUCAGAUGUGUGCAAAACGCCUUCGAUAACUAUCGAAGCAUCAUCGCAGGAAAGUGAAUACACACCUCAUUUAGAAAUGACUCCUAGUACAUCUCGAUACAACAACAAGGAAGUCAUUCAAGUCGAAGAUGAUGACGAAGAUGAAAUUGUCAUCUGCAGAAGUAGCGCCAAAAAAGAAACCAAAAAUUCCAGGCGCUCAUCGAGGAUCAAAACACGAGAAGAAAUAGAGGAAGAAAAAGAAAAGAAAAUUGAAGAAUUACAGAACAAACUGAGGAAAACGCCAAAAGAGAAAAGAAAACCAGUCAUUGAUGAAGAUUCCGAAAGUGAGAAAGAGUCGAACAAUCAGAAGGAUCCGCAAGUUAAUGGUAAAGAUAGUGGGAGUAGUGAUGAUGAACAAAUAGUAAUAUCGCGCAGUGCUUCCAAGAGAACUCCAAGUAGACGAAUUUCAAAGUUAGAAAACAAGAAAGUCGAAAAACAGGAAUUGAUUAACACCACCCUUGGGAAAACUCCGACAAGCGCUGAAAAACGUCCUAAAAACGUCAUUGAUUCUGACGAUAGCGAUGAAGAUACACAUAGAAAUUCGAGUAGUAAGAAAAAGAAACGACCCAUUGUUGAUGAUGCAUCACAAGAUGCAAGUUUAGUUACGGUUCCUAGUUCUGCUAGCAAAUCAAAAUCUAAGCAUGAUAAAAACGACAGCAAAUGUUAUGAAAGUUCAGAUAGUGAACUUCUGGUUUUGGAAGAUAGUGACGUGGACGAACUGGGAUCCGAGUCAGACGCCCCUGGUCUACCUGAAGAUGAUGUUGAGGAUGAAAGUGAAAAUGCUGAUUGGAGGAAAGCACUGCACCAAGUCAUGGAUUCGGAUAUGCGAAUGAAGAGAAACUCGGAGACCCAGACAUCGGCAUUUCUGAAGGUGAUCUACCUCUACCUCAACGCGGCCUCUUUCCCGGGAAAAGGUUAUCCUUUGCAUGUUACAGACUCUUUCAAACUAUAUCCGCCGGAAUCGGGACCCAAUUUGCGCAAAUGUCUUCAAACAGUGACGGAUAGAGUGAACGCAAUGUUGGGAAAGUUCUCCAGGGCUACCUCUUGGCAAACUAAUUUUCAGUUUUUGGUUGACCGCUGCUCUGAGAUAUCCAUGGGGUACACCCAAGACAGAAUGACAUGUGAGGCGUGCGGUCGCAGCAACACUGUGAGCAGUCAAUCUAUUGAGUUCAAAGGGACCGCCUAUGACCGGAAGACAUACACAUUGCAGAAAAUAAGCAGUUUGAGUUACAAGGGACCCAUCUUUUUCUGUGUUGGCUCACAUUGCGUUGUUAGGAUUGAAAUGUACCACAUGUUACGGCACUACUUGUUCUGUGUGUUUCUACAGUGUAAAAGGUAUGCGGAGAAAAAUCUUCUGUUGGACCAUAGGCGCAUCAGAAGAAAGAGUACAGAUAUAGAGAGAGAUCUGAAACGGAUAGCCUCGGAAGGCAAUGAGUGGGCGUUAGAUUUGUGUGAAAUGUUCGCAAGGGACAUGAACAGAGCUGCUAAUCAACGGAAAGGACUUGACUGGAGUUUCGAAAGAUGAAGCAUAUUAAUCUAAACUUGACAGGUUACUGAUGAUUUGUCUGACAAAAACUGAUGAUUAUUUAUUUUUGCAGUGCUAGUUUUAAUUUUGCAGUAUUUAAAUUUCACUCAAUUUCAUGAAUUACCGGUCCUACUGCUUCUACAUUGUAGAAAUAAUAUCAGCAUGCUGGAUAUUAGCAAUAAAUUCAAAUCUCUUGGCGUCUCCCGCAAACUUAGCCUUAAGAUAGCACCUAUAAAUGGGACUGCUAAGGUCCUGGGCUUUAAUGGGGUUAGAACCCGUUUUUUUAACUGAAUUUUUUGCAUUCUAAAAAAUUGCCGCGUAUCGUUUGUCUGACUUUGUUUUGACAGCUUAUUUGCAGCAUCAC
Molecule: messenger RNA, 2234 nt
Organism: Symsagittifera roscoffensis
Lineage: Eukaryota; Metazoa; Xenacoelomorpha; Acoela; Convolutidae
Product: protein IWS1 homolog A-like
Exons: 3
Coding region: 74-1870 (598 amino acids)
Source: RefSeq, a predicted model, not a curated record